GAACUGAUGUGUGUAGGUGUGCACGCAAGUUUACGAUAUUCAGACUUUGGGUGGGAAUCGUAGCCGCAGCAGCAGUUUUCCAGCGAGGAAGGUGCUGGCGGGCAUUAUUAUCUGUGGUUUUGUCUGUACUAUCGGGCAGCUUGGUGGUGUGAGAACGGGCACCGCCAGCCUUGCCGCACCACUCGCUUCUAUAACAUCGCCGUACAGCGUUUUGCCCGCAGUCUCAUCACGUGCAAACGGGGGAGGGGGCGGCCCUCCGCGCUGUCGCGUGCGUAGGGUUGGGUUGCGUACGCGGCAGCAAUGAGACGACUACACAGUUGCUGCGGCUGCUGCUGGUGGUAGUGCUGCUGCUAUAACUACGACUGCCCUUUACCUCUGCCGCUGCAUCCUGAGCACUUUUCGGCCUCUCCGUGCGUUCAUGGCCUUUUGUGUCGCCAGCCCUGUGCCGCAGAGGCAGCAGGAGGAGACUGUCGAGACCCGCAGCGACCGGCGCCUCCAACAGACGCUGCCCCUGAGGAGUGUGCGACGAGGAGUCUGGACAGAGAGAGAGGACGCUUCGGUCUUGGUCGUGGACAUCGUCCUGGUGGUCCUCGUGUACUCGUCGCUGUGCUUCCGGCGAUUUAAAGAAACAUUCACUGCGACUGAGGAUGGCAUCGUUGCUGGCCAUGUUUGUCGGACGCAGUAUACCAACUCGAGGAUACAUCGCGGGCAAGCCUGUGUCCAGGUGGGAAGCCUCCGAUUCCGACAACAUCGACAUCGAAUAUAAAAACCUCGAUCGACCCGGACGACAAGCGUGGUGUGGAGAAUGUUUCUCGGGCCCCAAGGGCUUGGCCCUGAAGGCCCUCAUCCUUAUCGUCAUCUUUUGCUUCGGACUCGUCUUCGGUUACGUCAUCAGGAAGGGAACCUGUCCGGGGGAGUCGAAACCCCUGGUGGCAGUUGACGACGGCUUUGUUCCUAUUCAACAGGACUAUGAUGAUGAAAUCAGACAGCAGCUACAAGAAAGAAUUAGCCAUCCUCUGAAUUUAGAGGACAGUAUCAAGACAAUUACAAAGCACUUGCCACUGUCUGGUGUGGGCCAGACCAAUCAUCUGCUGUACUACACACGCAACAUGUGGGCAACGUUCCAUCUGGACACGGCCACUGUUCGAAACUACAGUGUGCAGCUCAUGUAUCCCAACUACACCAUGGAAGGUGUGAACAAAGUGUCCAUUGUAACAGACAAUGAAACACUUUUUGAAACACAAACAAAUGAAACAAAUAUUCAUCCAAACUACCUGCCUUUCAACGCCUAUUCUCAUUCAGGUCAUGUGCGGGGCCCAUUAGUGUAUGGACAUUAUGGCCGGAGGGAAGACUUUGACAAGCUUAAAGAGUUGCAGGUGGACGUUAACCAAACUAUCUUGCUGAUUCGCUAUGGGAAGAUACACCCCAGCAACAAAGUACAACAUGCAGAGAGAGAGGGCGCACUUGGUGUCAUCUUGUACCCAGAUCCUUAUGACUAUGUAGGCAAGCACUCUGGCGAUGGAAGCAGCGGAUAUGAUACCUCCGGCACCUGGUGGCUUCCUGGAGAUGCUGUUGUCCGCUCAUCUGUUAGAUACUGGAUGUCAGGGGAUCCUCUGACACCUGAUUAUCCAUCUGUAGAUGAUCUUCCACGGUUGUCCAACAGCCAGGACUUUCUCACAAGUCUUCCUGUGUUUCCUGUCUCAUACAAUGAUGCAAAGCGACUCAUGCAAAAUCUGAGUGGGCGGGAUGUCCCAUCAGACUGGGUUGGAGGCUUGAAUGUUACCUACAAGACAGGUCCUGGCUACAUUGUCAGUAACCAGGAACUCCCAAGUGAGGUGGAUUUGAAUGUAAAGAAUGAGUUUCUUUUCCGAGAAAUCCAUAACAUUAUGGCAACUAUCCAUGGGCAGUACGAAAAAGACCACUACAUCAUCAUUGGCGCCCACAUUGAUUCAUGGACUAUGGGCGCCAUUGAUGCAGGGACUGGCUAUGCAGCUCUCAUGGAUCUUAUUCGUACCUUUUCAGACCAAAGGCAGACAGGGUGGCGACCACGAAGGACCAUAAUUUUUGCUGGAUGGGAUGCUUCCAAGUAUGGUCAUAUUGGAGCUUAUGAAUGGGUCCAGGAAUAUGAGGAGCAACUAACAUCAGGAGCUGUAGCCUAUAUUAACUUAGAUGCAGCUGUGAGAGGCAAUUAUACUUUUUAUGCUGAGUCGAACCCUCUGCUGUAUGACAUCAUCUAUGAAGCAACAAAAACAGUGCAGUGUCCAGAUGGCGACCACAAUAAAACUGUUUAUGAUGAGUGGCAAGAGCGCCUGAAGGACAGCUCAUUUUCCACUGAACAUCCUUGGAUUGCUAACUUAUCAGGCGACAGUGAUCACAGUCCUUUUCAGUAUCGCAUUGGUGUGCCAGCCAUGUCUACUGCCUUCACAUACAAUAUCAAGGAGUACCCUGAUCUUCCAUCUUACCCAGUCUAUGCCACCCUAAACGACACUCAAGAAUACCUACAGACUUACAUUGACCCCACCUUCAAUGUGACAACAGCUUUAGUGAGAGUGCUGUGUGACAUCAUCCUUCGCCUUUCUGACAGUGCCAUACUGCCUUUCAAUGUCACUGGGUACCAGCACAUCAUGGAGAGGGGAAUGAGGGGGCUCAAACUGUAUGAGUCGCAGCUUCAAGAUGCAAAUCUUAGAUUAGAUCUCCUUUCAUCUGCAGUUAAUAAUUUCACAUCUACUACAAGAGAGUUCCAGAACAAACUGGCAUCAAUAGAGAAAAGAAAUAUGAGUGAAUUUGAAGCUCAGUUUUUGAAUGACAAACUGAUUCGGUUAUCACGAGCCUUUAUACACUCUGGUGCUGUAUUAUCGCAGCCACAAUACAGAAAUGUUUUGAUAGCACCACAUCCAGAAAAUCUGAAUGAAGAAAUCAUUUUCCCUGGCAUAAUUAAUGCACUUCUUCAAGCAAAGGUAGACACCACCGACAGAUGGAAAGAAGAAGUCCGAAAACAGUUUGCAGUUCUUGUUGUCUGCUUGCAAAGAGCAAGAAAUAUUGUCACAGAAAGUUACCCCACAGAGUCUCUUUAAAAUUGUUUUUGUAUUGUGCAGCAAUUUUGGAUGGGACAAAUAAGAAAACUUUUUUAAAUGAGAAUUGUUAAUAAUAUUCUGACUUUCAAAUUGUUUGAAUAAAAAUAAAUUAUGCAUUAGUAAUAUGUUCAGAAAUUCCUUUUCAGCAUACCUUAAUAUUUUAAUAAUUAGACUGAUCACACUUGGUUGUUUUAACACAUUGCUACAUGGUACCUAAGGGAAAUGUUUGAGGUUUGCCAGGAACAAAUAUUUGAAUUCUUAUUUAACUGUGUCCUGUUUGAAGGAUUCCAGACUUUCUCAUUUCCUUGGGUAUAUACAUCUGCAUAUUUUUGAUUUUCUUCUUGUUUUUUGGGGAAGAGGUUGUCCAAUAAGACAUGCAAAGACAGAUGUGGACCUACUGCUGGAAUGGAAAGUAAUAUACAAGCCAAAAGUGACUAUGUAGAUGUAUUUGCCAUAACUGCUGGACCAGCAUAGCAAAACAGUUCUGUUUUCCACAAAAGCUGUGUUUGGUUAAGCUGGAACUAACAGCAAAUCUGUUUUUGUUUUCUGUAAGGAUUGUGUUUGUUUAAAGCUGGAGAAACCAUACUACUUACCCCACACUUAAUGAUCUUGUUAAAUUUGCUUGUAAGUGAAAACCAGCUAUGCUGUAUGGUUUGUUUCUUAGUUCGGUUUGAGAAGCUUGUUUGUUACAUGUGUGGUUGUGUUGAACUUAAUACAAAUUGGAGUUGCAAAGAGAUUUGUGUUGUAAGCUUUGAUCCCAGUUGGAACUCGUUUGCUUCUGCAGAAGGGCAGCUCUGGUGAUUGUGCUAUGCUUUGUGUAUGAUAAAUAUAUUUUGCUUAAUUUAAUCUAAGAAUUUAGCUCCAGCCCAAAAAUGCAUCUCUAAAUACCUGCUGAAGGUUUUUUGGGGUUUUUUUUGUCAGUCCUGCAAAAGAUAUUCAUUAUGAAGAUGACAUUGCAGUUUUUCUCCAUUUUCUUACUAGUGUUUCACAAAUGAGCCCAGCUGCAUUUCUAAACUGCUUCUCUUUUAAGAUGUUAAAGGGAUAAACAAAACUGCCAAAAAAAAAGCCUGAAAAUGGGGAAAACAAUGUCCAAAUAUUUAUCACCCAUCAGUCUUUCUGUCUUGAAAAGUUAAUGUACAAUAUUUAAUAUUUUAGUCAUUUUCUACACUAAAUAUUUUACUGCUGAGUAGUACUCACUGACAGAUGAGCACUGCUUAAUGCAGAUAAUGUCAAUCUCAUUUAAGACAGUCAGGUUUUGUCCUCUAUUUUAUUAUGUAGUCACAGCCUGCUGUUAUGUCGACAUCUUUAUGUAGAAAAUUUAUUUUCAUGUUAUCUUUCAUGAAGUUGAAAAAAGUUUAAACUGUUUCCUCUUGGUAUCAAAGGAUAAACCUUGAUCUGAAGUUUUUACAGUUUUGUUACCUCAGCAUUUAUAUGUAUAUUGAGAUUCACAACCUUUGUGAAAUUCAAUAUACAGGGAGGAGCUUUUUUAAAAUUUUUUACAAUUGAUCUUCUAGUUAAAAUUUUUGUGUUCUUUAGUUAUAUGCUUUCUUAUUGCUGUAAAAAUGUUUACCAUACCACUGUGUACAUAAAGCUGUUACGUUUGUUAAACAUUUCCUUCCUGGUUGGGGCUGAAAUAGUUUAACAAACAUAUCAAAACGGAGGAAGAGAAAUAUAUACCAUGUGGGGGAGAGGUUUUUAAACUAGGAAAGCAAGAUCAUGGGAUCUUUAGAUAGUUUCCCUCCCUUUACCUCCAUUCACAUUUUUUUUCAUGAAAGGUAAGAGAUAAGAAAUGUAAACAAGAACAAUAUCCACUUAAACAGUUUGGAAGACCUUUUUUCCCAUAAGAGGGUUGAUCUACAGUUAUUUCCGUCCAAAAGCAGCAAUUCAGGAUAACCAUUUUAAUCAUUUUGGCAAUCAGGUUUCUUCAGUCCAAUGUCAAGGUUGCAAACCAAACUAAGCAACACAUUGCCUAAACUAACCAUUGUAUAAAAACUGUGUUGUUGCAGUGCUCUUGUCUUUUAUUGAAGGGGUUUCUUUUUGGAUUAAACACUUAAAUUCACUAGGAAAAAAAAACUUUCACCUUUUUAAGCUUUGGAAAUUGUUGAAACAUUGUGGAGGAUGUGUUGUCUGGUGUUAAAAUUAUUGAAGAGAUGCUCAGAAUAUAACAAUUUGCAUUAAAACUGAUUUCCUGACAUGGUCCUGAUGAUGUGGAAUAUUUGUUUGAAAGCUUUUCCUUGAAUACAGAUUCUUCCUUUUUUCAUUUCCAUGCUGUAACAUUCAAGUUUACUGCUGGAUACAUAAGUUGCUUUUCAGUAAUGACCAUUUCAGCCACGUCUACCAUGAGGAGUUUUUACAUAUUUUUAAUCUGAACUCAUGCACUAAAUCAGUACCAUCAAAAGUCUUGUUUACUUCCUGAUAUAUUUUGCUAUAAUAUGCCAUUUAGAUAUUUAAUCUGUCAGAACUACAGUAUGCACCCUAUCUACAGACUGAAAAAAAUUCAGAAUUUAAUUUGAAGGAAUGAGGGUUGGAUUGCAUGCAUAGAAUAGAGGCCUUACUAACUGAACUGUGGCCACAGUGUUAAUGUUUACUGUGAAGCACCUUUCAGAAACAUUCUUAAUUUAGCAGUUAGAUAAAUUAGUCAAAAUUAUGUUAACACUAAUGGAUUAUUUUUCUCCAUUUAAGUAUCAACUUUUUUUUUUAAUACUUACCCUAAAAAUCGUGUCAUUUUUAGGGUACAUCUUAGAUGCAUUGCAUUCAAGAUGAAUAGAACAUUUUUUAAAUUGUAUUUAUAUAUUUAUAAGCAUAUACAUGUAUAUAGUGGUUAGAAAAUUCUAAUAUUCUGAGUAAGUGUGGAAGAUUAUUAUAGUCACACCACAGAUUUGUGGGCUUGAAUUCAGAACUAACUGCAGAUAACUUUCGUUUGGUCUGAUUUUUACGUUGCAGUCUCAAAUUUCGUCCUUUUUCACUACAGUUGACCCUGGUGUGUUUCAUAUAAUUGUGAAUGUGUAGCGCACAAAAUCGGAUUUUAACAUUGGUUUUUUUUUAUUUUUCCCCAUUGUUGCUUUUGUUAGUGCUUAUGUUUAAAACUGUUUAUACUAAGGCCAGCUUUAUACACUGAUAUUUUGUUCUACUCCUGCUAUGUUGAUAAUUAUGUUUCCAUACCAUUUAAUAUUCCAUAUAUUUCAAAACCAUUUGACACAACUCCAUUCCUGUACAUUGUGAUAUUCAGCAGCAAAAGGCUGAUGGUUAAUUUUUAUUUUUAAAAAUCUUAGCUGUGCACCAAACAAAACAAAAAUGUCGAAGAUUUUAUUAUUGAUUCUAGGGAAGUAUUUUGCUAUGUUUUUCAUCAAGAACAGGAGGAUUCUUUGUCAUCAUACUUUAACUAUUGUGGGUUAACAGACUGGCUUUAACUAUCCACCUUUGCUGUCAUGCAACCUUUGCUCUCUGACUAUUGACACAAUAUGCACUGUACUAAGCAGUACUCUAAGUGAAAAUACUCUUUUAAUCAAAGUGACUUUUGCAAAAUCUCAUGCUCUCAUUUCUUAUAACAACUAUAAAAGUGUACAUUUUUCUCUGCAUUCUGUUUUGCAAUCAACUUGUUGACAUUUCAUACUCUGUGGUGCGCAUUACUGCCUCAUUGACAGAAACAAAAUCUCAAGUCUUCCUUCUUCUAAUUCUGUUAACUAUGGUUUGCUUUUUUUUAGUUCAUGCUGUUGAUGAGUGCUAGAAAACCAAUGUGCUGCCAUCAGGUUAGACAAUACCAAAAAUAUUAUUUAAAAAAGAAGUGUUAAUUGACCCUAAUUUGCCUGCACAUACAGAGAGCUUGUUUGUGUGUACAAGCUGUUUGGUGCCAUAAAGAAGUGAAGUGACCUUUGUGUAUUAUGUUGACAUGCAAUAAAUUAAUUCCCCCUGGAAGAAAAUCAUUGAGAUCUAUAUUUUACUUUGUCAGCCAAGUGUCUAACUUUGUGCAGAACUAAAGAAAUCAAGUGGAAGUGGGUUUACUUUUCAAAGCCAAAGAAAAUUGCUUAGAAUAAUAUCUUGCUCUAAUGUUACUUGACGUGGGACACAUCAAGUGCAUAUAUUAAAAAUGAAAAUUUUCUGAGGCAAAGAACAAUCUAGACUUACGAAGCAACUAUAUUUGCUUAGUUGAUGGUGGUUUUCUUAAAUACCAGAAUGUUAACACAGGGUUUGCACAGAAAACAAAGACUAAGGCUAAUACAACAUUACCAUUGUCAUAUAAUUUUAUGCAUAUUUUUUUUAUGUUUCUUACAUGGAUGCAUGCGUGUAUAAAUGUAUGUGUGUGUACACAUAAGGAUUUAUUGUUUUCCAUUCAUUUAGAAAUCUUAGUACUUUUUAUGUAAGACAGUGACCAACUAUAUUAUUUAGCUCUGUGUUAUAUGUUGGUUUGACAAAUUUAAUUCCAGCUUCGUGCUAAGUCCUUUGAGCAUGUGUUGGAGAGAUGAGGGGGUGGUUCUGUAAUUUCUUCUUGUUCUAAUCACCCCCAGUGGAGCAUAGGGCCGCAACUACACCAUACGCCAUCAGAUCUGGUUCUGAGAUCCCUUUCCAGUUGGGACAGUAAUUUAGUUGUCUUCACAAAAAAAAGUUUUUAAAUUUUGUUUUGAGGGGCUAAGGAGUAACACUUUUCAGUUUUGUGGUGUGGAGGUGGUUGGCUGUGAUUUUGCUAGUUUUGUUUAUCUAAAUUUUAAAGGUUUUUUUCUCUUUUGUUUAGUUGACAGACUGCAGUUUGCUGUUUGGAGUCUACAUUUUCAGAUGAGAUGAAAAUUGUAUAUUUCUCAAGCUCUGUUUAUGGUGAAUGUUUCCCAUUUCUGUUUGUGAAGUAUCUUUUAUAUUUAUAACUAUGAUAUUCAGGAUCUAAGAAUAUGAAUCAGCACUAUUUGGACUAUUGGACAGCUGUUAAUUUGAAGAGGAGAAAAAAUUGUUUUCCUAUUUGCCAUGUGUUGGAGACUGACAUUUUCACAUACUGCAAAUAGAGUUAAGGAUAUAUUUUGAAGUUAUCUAAACCAUUAUUUGAGGUAGCAACACUAGGUGCAUGCACUUACACAUGCACAAAGUUGUUAAGCAAUGCCCUUGUAGAUUUGUGAGGUUGUGAAAACUAUAGAGUGGUAGAGAUGAUAAACUGUCUUGACCUAUUUAUGUCUGUGCUUCUCAUACCUGAGUAUGAAUAAAGAGCGACUGAAAAUGUUA
Pomacea canaliculata is the source of this 8279-nucleotide messenger RNA. Its product is annotated as putative N-acetylated-alpha-linked acidic dipeptidase. The record is from RefSeq and is a predicted model, not a curated record. Gene Ontology annotation, molecular function: carboxypeptidase activity. NCBI's taxonomy places the organism in Eukaryota, Metazoa, Mollusca, Gastropoda, Architaenioglossa, Ampullariidae.